AUGAAUUACAACAACUCAGAGCACUUAAAUUAAUUACUUUCACUUUAGAUACAGGAUACUAAUGAAAUCUUUUACAUUAAUACAUAUUACUCUCCACAAUAACUAGGGGAAUUAUUUUGUUAUUAAUUUAACUUAGAUUUAACAAAUGCUAAAUUAAUCACCUAAAAAUUAUUGAAAAUUAUUGAAUCAGCUUCACAUCUAUCUCAAUAUUAAUAUCUAAAUGAAUAUUAUAAAAGACAUAAUGAUACAAAAUGUUAAUCAAAUAUUUAAUUUAAAUAAUCCUAUAAAUUAGAUGAGUUCUUGUUUGAUAAACCAUAAUUAUUUGAUAGAAAUCAACUAUUUUAAAGAAAAAUUCAAUAAAACAUUGAAAAUAUACGUUAGUAAUAGGAUUAGGCAUUAAGUAUUCAAUGCACUUUUAAUCCAAAAUUAAACUAUCCAAAUCAAUCUCAAGAUUUCAAUAGAUAUUAACAUCUAUAUUAAAAGGGAUUACUUAAAUAAUUGGAAAGGAAUAAAAACAAGCAUAUUCAUAUUGACAAAUUAGAUUAAGUAGAUGAUAAUUGUACAUUUCAACCUGCAAUUAAUUAAAAUUAUAAAUGUCAAAAAUAAAAGAAUGAAAAUUUGCCAAGUUAAUUAAAUAUAAUGAUUAAAACUCACUUACUAAAAUAAAACUUAUAUUAUUAUCAACUUUUUUAACUGUUAGAUAGCAAUAAUGAUGGGUUAAUAUCUAAAAAUGAAAUAGACAUUAGUUAAUUAAAUUAACAAGAAAUUAAGUAAGAAUUUAAUUAUUAAAUAGCCAUCUUAUGCCAUUAUUAAUGAAAAUUGAAGAAGAAGACCUAGAAUUAGAUUAUAAUUAGUUUAUAAAAAUAUAAUUAAAUUGA
Molecule: messenger RNA, 878 nt
Organism: Paramecium pentaurelia
Lineage: Eukaryota; Ciliophora; Oligohymenophorea; Peniculida; Parameciidae
Source: the annotation of a GenBank genome assembly